AUGCUGGGCCAGCUUCGAGGCCCAUGCCUCCGGAUACUGACAAUCAUCGGCAUUGUGGCGUCGCGGUUCUUCAACACUCGCUUCGUCUACUCCAUUGCCGCCGUGUCCACGCUCGCCGCAAAGGCAAUCCACAUCCGCGCCCACCAGUCCGCGUUCAGGACAGCCGAUCUCUUCCUCUGGGGACCGACUUUCUUUUUCCAGGAUGCCAUACUGCUGCUUGGACUUCGCUGGAUCUGCGACUUGAAGCUCGCUAGGUGGCGUCUGUACGAGGUCUGCCAGCUGCUCGCCGCCGGCGUCAGUCUGGGCCUGCUCGUGCUGGCCACGGUCAACAUUUCGUUCUACUCCAUUGCGGGCACCGAGCUGCACUGGCGCAAUGUUGGCUUUGUCGGCGGCGAGUCCUCUCGCAAGGUUGUGCUCUCGGGCGCCUUUCGGGCUCUCGUCGUCGGCGCAGUCUUGGUUGCGACAAGUUUCUUUCUCCAAGACUUUUGCUCUGCUCUCGCACGCAUCGUACUUCGAAUCAUCGGAACCGCUGCAACUUUUGCCCUGCAAAAAUCAGGACUUUCCAAAAUUCUUCGAAUGUACAAUAAAGAUAUCUACACAAAGCUCGAACAGGACGACUUGAACGACUCGGACGGAUUCGGCCACCAGACAAGCUACGGUCAAAGUAGUUUCGAGGAUAGACUGUACAGGUCGCCCGGGUGGAAGUAUGUCUUUGCUUUCUUUGCCAGUCUCAUUGUCUACCAAAUUAUACUUGUUCUUCUGCGGCCGCCGGAGCCGUCCUUCAUCUUCAUGUCCUGGGCCGUGCCGGCAUUGCCCAUCAUCGACGUCACCCACGCCUCUUCCGCGCUUGGCGUUUUACUCCCCGUCUUUGGCACCGGUAUGCACUUUGAAUGGGACGAUGGUACCACAGCUUUGACAGCAGCAACUCCAUUCUCAUGGCUACCCAACGGCACAUCACAACAGGGAUUCGAGGAUUGGUAUGAGGGCGAGGAGCACUAUAGCCCCGACAACGAUCCUCUUCAUAUUUCUAACAUGGAUGACGACCUAUUACCCGAGCUCCAGGGCGCUCUAGAUGACGUCAACAUCAGGCAUAUCCUGUUGGUCAAACUCGAAAGUACUCGGAAAGACGUAUUCCCGUUCAAAAAAGACGGCUUCAUCUGGGAACAGCUGGCGAAAACGUUUCCUGAAGGAAAGCUCCCUGAGCACAUCCUCGAACGACUGGGCACAUUGACCCCAACAGCGAAUCGCAUGACGGGCGACUAUGACGAUGGAUUUCAACAUUCGCAGAACUCACCCAGAGGUGGACUCAGCUUCGAUAAUGCGUUUACGACUGCCUCGUACACACGAAAGAGCUUUACCGGUACAUUAUGCGGCGUCACGCCUCUUGUCGCAGACUUCAACGUCGAAUUCGAAAACCACAUUUACCAGCCUUGCCUGCCCCAGAUCCUGAAUGUCUUCAAUAAAAUCACGGAAAAGAACGACACCGACUACACUACGUACCCCUGGAAAACGUACAUGAUGCAGUCCAUUACCGACAGCUUCGACAAGGCACACGAGCAGCUUCCCGAAAUGGGCUACGCCGAAGAAAACAUUAUAACCAAGGAGUACCUGAAAGGGGACUCGCCCAAGUUCGGCUACGUGGAUCUUCCAGACAUCAACUACUACGGCAUGGCAGAGGUCGCAAUCGAGGAUUAUAUCCGCGACGCAUUCUCCAACGCAAAGCGCGACAAUGAGCGAGUGUUGCUUACACACAUCACAAGCACGACUCACCACCCAUUCGAGAUACCGGAAGAGGAAAAAUACGUCGCCCUGUCCGAAGACUCAAACUUGAACGAUUUAUCGCACUAUUUGAAUGCCGUCGGUUAUGUUGAUCGGUGGAUGGGCAAGAUCCUGGGCAUCCUCGACGAGCAAGGGGUUGCUAACGAGACUCUGGUCGUGGCAGUCGGCGACCACGGACUUUCCAUUGCCGAGAACCACGGAGUGACGGCCUACCUGAACCCCAACGUAGCAAACUUCCAUGUUCCUCUGGUGCUGUCUCAUCCUCAACUGCCAGCGCUGCGCAGCGACGCGGCUGUGCAGUCUCUUCAGAUUCUGCCCACGAUUCUGGAUCUUUUGCGCGAGACCAACUCGCUAUCGGACGAGACGUCCCAGGCAGCGGAGGACCUCUUGGGCAUCUACGAGGGCCAGUCCCUGAUCCGACCUGUCCAUGCCGAGUCCGAGGAAAGUGGCUACGCGGACUGGCAAUUCACCGUCAUGAACCCCGGCAAGGCGACGCUCAGUGUGCGAAGUGCUCGCGACCCUGCGUGGCGUAUAGUCGUGCCUAUUGUCGAGGAUGUGGAGUGGCGCUUCACCAACCUCGAGGAGUCUCCCAACGAAACGGAGGAAAUUGUGAUUUUCGGUUUUGUUUCGUUCCUCAAUGCCGUCAAAGAUAGACAUGGAAAGGACGCGGCCGAGUGGGCGGAAGAAGCCGCCUUCAUGGCGCGUUGGUGGGUGGACGAGAACAGAAGACGAUACCGCUACAGCGAGUAG
Messenger RNA from Akanthomyces muscarius, 2529 nucleotides. RefSeq lists its product as uncharacterized. The coding region runs from base 1 to 2529 and encodes 842 amino acids. NCBI's taxonomy places the organism in Eukaryota, Fungi, Ascomycota, Sordariomycetes, Hypocreales, Cordycipitaceae. The record is from RefSeq and is a predicted model, not a curated record. The transcript has a single exon.